AUGCCACGCACUUGCAAUUGUGGCGAAAAUCGGCCUCUUUCAAAUGCACCGAAUAACAAUAUGCAAAUCCAAACUGGACCAAGUUUUACUACCGCCUCUAUUGCCUCCGGCACUACGGAUGAUACGGGCAUUGAAUCCUCCAGCUUGGCAGCUUCGCCAAUAUUGCCAACUUUGUCGGCCCUCCAGUUUGGAGAACAGCCCUACCGUCCACCGAGGCGUUCUUUUAAAGCCCAUGACAAAUGGACUAUUCAGGAUAAGACACAGCCUCCUCCGCUUCCCCCAAAGCGUUCCAUCGUCAUCCCUCCCAUUCCUCCCAAGCACCCUUCAUCUGUUCCUGCCCUUCAUUCCAGCCCUUUUAUUCCUUCAGAUUCUCAUUCAAGCUCUCUUCUGAAUGAUCCUUCUGUGGGCUCCAGUCAGCUACCAAAGGAACUUUUGUAUCAAUCAAAUUUGGCUGUUCCUUCGUGCCGAAAUCGACAUUUGUCUUCCACCCUAGAAAGCGUCAAUAAUACUUCUGCCUUAGAGGCCAGGGAUUUUAAGGAACCAUUUAGUGUGCCUGAUGUGACUCGUUUUAAUAUCACCCAUCGAGGUAUUAAUCCAUCAAAUCAUGCAUCAUUUUCUCUCCAACCGCCGCGACCUUACGUUCCCCAACACGCCAUCGAGUCUAGAAAUGCAUUUAGUCAUUCCCACAAGAAUGGAGUAAAUCGUUCUGGUGGUCCUCAAUCAGCUGACUGCGCAACCAAACCUCUUCCUCCGAUUCCCCCUUCGGUCAAGGUUGUCUAUCGAACCGAUGGUCCACUUCCUUUUUGUCAUUCAAAUGAAAAGUCUGGU
This is a messenger RNA of Protopolystoma xenopodis, 828 nucleotides long. NCBI's taxonomy places the organism in Eukaryota, Metazoa, Platyhelminthes, Monogenea, Polystomatidea, Polystomatidae. The record is from the annotation of a GenBank genome assembly.